Molecule: messenger RNA, 691 nt
Organism: Helianthus annuus (common sunflower)
Lineage: Eukaryota; Viridiplantae; Streptophyta; Magnoliopsida; Asterales; Asteraceae
Product: chaperone protein ClpB3, mitochondrial-like
Exons: 2
Coding region: 206-691 (161 amino acids)
Source: RefSeq, a predicted model, not a curated record
AAGUUAAUGGGUCAACUAUUUGGAUAGGGGGUGUCUAGAAGAACAUUUGCGAUAUCAAAAAUAGUAGCCAUUAUUGUGGAUAAUUUAUCUUUGUAAAAUCUUCUUUAAUGUGUAUCAUUUGUUUGCAUAUCUGAUGCAUUCUUCUGAUAGUGUUUGAUGUUUUUAUUGUUAAAAACAUUAGUACAAUCCGCAAGGUUACACCGAGAUGGCCUGGGAGCGAAUUGUUGGUGCUACAGAUGCAGCACAGCAUAACAAACAACAAAUUAUAGAAUCUGAGCAUUUAAUGAAAGCCCUUUUGGAGCAAAAAGAUGGAUUAGCAAGAAGGAUACUAACAAAGGCUGCGUUAGACAACACAUCGGUUUUACAAGCUACAGAUAACUUCAUAGCUCAACAACCAAAGGUCAGUGACCCCAGUAAUCCUCGGUUAGGGACAAGUCUAGGUUCUUUAUUGGAAAAUGCAAGAAAGUUUAAGAAACAAAUGGGAAACGACUUUAUUUCUGUCGAACAUCUUGUAUUAGCAUUUCCUUCAGAUACAAGAUUCGGAAAGCAAUUGUUCACAAGUUUGAACCUAAGUGAGAAAUCGUUAAAGGAAGCCGUUGAAGCUGUUCGUGGAAAUCAGAAAGUAACCGAUCAAAGUAUAAACAUUAUACUUUCUGCUUCAAAGAUUAAUACUUUUUAUUUCUUUUACUAA